Gavia stellata (red-throated loon) is the source of this 2328-nucleotide messenger RNA. RefSeq names its product kinesin family member 6 (gene KIF6). Gene Ontology annotation, molecular function: ATP binding; microtubule motor activity; microtubule binding. The transcript is spliced from 21 exons. Gene Ontology annotation, biological process: mitotic spindle organization; microtubule-based movement. Lineage: Eukaryota; Metazoa; Chordata; Aves; Gaviiformes; Gaviidae. The record is from RefSeq and is a predicted model, not a curated record.
AUGGGUUCGUCAAUAAUAAACGAGAGAGCUACAAGUUCAAAAAACUCGGAGGCAACAUUUUAAAAUUCUGAUGACAAAGAAAGCUAGAUAUUUCAGAAAAUUUUUGAUCAAGAGGCAAAACAAGAUGUGGUUUUUGACAGCAUUGCCAAACCAGUAGCAGAAUGUGUUUUGGCAGGAUAUAAUGGUACUAUCUUUGCGUAUGGUCAGACAGGUAGUGGCAAAACUUUUACCAUCACAGGAGGAGCAGAACGUUACAGUGAUCGAGGCAUCAUUCCCAGGACUCUAUCUUAUAUUUUUGAUCAAUUGCGGAAGGAUAGCGGUAAAGUGUAUACAACUCAUGUUUCCUACUUAGAAAUCUACAAUGAAUGUGGUUAUGAUUUGCUGGACCCAAGACAUGAGGCCUCCAGAUUGGAAGAUUUGCCAAAAGUGACAAUAAUGGAAGACCCUGAUCAGAACAUUCAUCUGAAGAACUUGUCUCUUCAGCAAGCAACCAAUGAAGAGGAAGCCUUAAACUUACUCUUCUUGGGAGACACCAACAGAAUGAUUGCUGAGACACCAAUGAAUCAAGCCUCAACCCGAUCUCACUGCAUUUUCACUAUCCACAUCUCCAGCAAGGAACCUGGAUCUGCAACUAUUCAACGGUCCAAGUUACACUUAGUAGACCUUGCUGGAUCAGAACGUGUUGCAAAGACUGGAGUUGGAGGUCACUUAUUGACAGAAGCCAAAUAUAUCAACCUGUCGUUACAUUAUUUGGAACAGGUAAUAAUUGCCCUUGCAGAGAAAAACCGGUCCCACAUUCCUUACCGAAACUCUAUGAUGACCUCAGUGCUAAGGGACAGCCUGGGAGGAAACUGCAUGACUACCAUGAUAGCAACGCUCUCUAUAGACAAAAGAAACAUAGAUGAAUCUAUAUCAACGUGCAGAUUUGCACAGCGAGUUGCUCUUAUUAAGAAUGAAGCAGUUCUUAAUGAAGAAAUUGACCCCAGAUUGAUGAUUGUCCAGCUGAAAAAGGAGAUCCAGGACUUGAAGGAUGAGCUGGCGCUGGUGACUGGCAAGCAAAGAACAUCAGAGCUUUCACAAGAAGAGCUACUUCAGUUGGAUGAGUUAGUUGAAACGUUUCUCGAAGAUAAUGAUCCUGAUAGCACUCUGGCUGUUGGUGCUGACAUGCGCAAGAUCAAGUAUUGCUUCAUUCAUAUGAAGCAACUAAUGAAUCAUUCAAAGAUUUCUGAUAAAAAACUGCUCUCACAACACAUCUCUGAAGAAAAAGACACUAACAAAGAAACAGGAGAAGAAGAACUGAAAAAACUGAAAGAACUUCUGCAGCAAAGAGACAAUGAAAUCAAUAUUCUGGUAAAUAUGCUAAAAAAAGAAAAAAAGAAAGCACAAGAUGCUCUUUUCCAGCUUAAUGCUGCUUCUGCUGGUUCUACAGUCUUGGAGCAGCCUCUUUCUGUAAAUUUGGAAGAAAGUAGGAGCCCAUUUAGCUGUUUUAGUCUGAAAGAGGCAAAAGAUUUCAGCUCUUCUGUUCACAGACUACUUUUUCUUUCCAGACAAACAGGAGGAAAGAUGUCACUUGGAUGUCAGGAAGCUUUUGAAGUUUUCAAGCGGGACCAUGCUGACAGUAUAACCAUUGAGGACAACAAACAGCUUCUAAAACAGAGGUUUGCCGAAGCUAAAUACCUUGGAGAAAAAUUAAAUGAAGUGAGAAAUAAAAUAAACCAUCUGAAAGGAGAAAUAACCCAGAGGCACAUUCAGAGGGCAGCUCUAGCUGUUUCCAGUCCUUCUGAAGAGCUAAAUAUGCUUGAUCCAGUAGAAGAAAAACUUCGAAUGCAAAUUGAAGAAGAAAAAAAAAGUUAUCAAACUAUGUUCAAUCGCUUGAAAAGGCUGAAGGUAGAGAUUGAGCACCUGCAGCUUCUUCUGGAAAAAGUCAAGAUGAAGCUGCAAAAAGACUUUGAAGUCUGGUGGUCUGAAGAGGCAAUAAAUCCACAGCAGGAAAAGCCAGAGAUGGUUAACUCACCAAAUACCACAACUGUUUAUCCCCCGUUUAUCAAAUCCUCACAACAUCUAUCAACUAACAGUUUUUCAGAGACCACAAGAGUCAGCCCCAAUGAAGAUCCAGCUGGGAAAAACAAUUCAAUCACUUCUAGUAACCCUAGUUUAAAAACAAGGAUGCCACCAAGUUCAAGUACAUCUAUUCCUCUGACUGGAGACAGCCAGGCUGAUGUUGACAUCCUAGCUUUCAUUAAAGCAAGACAGAACAUCCUGCAAAAGAAAGGUAAAUCCUGCCAAGAAAUAGGAAGCCAAACCAAAAUCUCCAGUACAGCAUUUUAA